CUGCCAUCCGGUCAGAUGAUAUGGAAAGCGUGGUCGAACUGUCCAACAUACGCAAGAAGUUAGUCAUCAGUCCGACUGUGGCAACUGCACGGUUCUUGGAACAGCGCCACUAUCCAUACUUCUUUCGCACCAUACCCUCUAUGACCCAAGCAAACUACAUCCUGUUGCGCCUGUUUCUGCAGUGGAAUUGGCGUCGUGUGGUGCUGUUUCGCGACGCAGAUCAUUUCUUCAAUCCCCGUCUGUUUCAAGCGAUGAACAUUGAGAUUAUUGCCGAUAUGCAAAUGGAUGAAGAUCAGCUGACCUACAAGAAUGUUCGACAUUCACUUGAAAAUUUAAAACAGCUGAAUAGCCGCAUCUUCGUGGUUGAGUACGAGGCGAAAGGAACCUAUUGCGUUCUGUGUGCUGCCUACCAUUUGGGUAUGCAUUUGGAUGCGGAGUAUGUGUGGUUUCUGAACCCAUGGCUGUCCAAUGGCUGGUGGAAACACUCCAGCGUCUCUCAUUUGACCGAUUGUACAGAGCAGCAGAUGGCGAAUAUAAGUUCGUGGACCUUUACGGUUGGACAUCAGUGGAUCCUUCCGUACGUGUUCGACAGUGGCUUCCAGUUUGAUUUUCGUGAUACUGGUUUUGUUCUCUAUCCAUCAUCAACGGAAUCCGAAAAUUUAUCCAACAAACCAGCCACCAUACAAACCACCACACCACAGCUGGAACCGAUCUCAGACACGCCACCCUAUUCGAAACCGUCGAAACGUUCGAAGCGCAACGCUGCUGUUGGCCGGUUACCCUGGAAAGUGCCGCAGCUGGAUGUCUACGAACAGCAUAAAUGGUAUCAGACAUACACCUACGAUGCUGUGGUCGCACUCGCUUGGGCUUUGGUUGGGAUGCUCAAAGAGAACCCUUCAGUUGCCUCUGCACUGGAUCAGACAGAUGUCGCCGAGGCGUUUCGUAACCGGGUUGGUCGGGUCAAUUUCGGCCACAAAGGUUUUGCUGGUUUUGAUAUGGCUGCUGUUCCUUUCCCUUCGCUUGAUUCAAGUGUGCAAAACCCACUAGGACUUCGAUUCAACUCACGAAACGAACGUGUUGCCUCUCACUGGGUACUGAAACAAAAUCAAGUGAAGACCACAAUCCCAAUCUACUGGUGGAGUUUCAGUCCUAAUCAGUCGAGCACUGAUGUUAGCAUCAGCAGUAUGGAUGCAACGGCAUCCCAGCACCGUACCACGGAACACCGUGUAGCUUUAAUCGAUUCAGACACAACCGAAAUAAACGGUGAUAGAAGAAGUACGGUUGCCAGUGCCACUGUAACAGGCACCGGUGGGAAUGAUACUAGUGACACACAGGAUUUACUGGACGACUUUGCCUCGUUCGAGCGCCACGUGAUCAGGAGAACUGUGGAUAACGUCAGCUGGAGCCUCCUUGGCGGGCCGCCUCACGAUGGCUCACGCGUCUCGGAAGUUUGUGCCUUUCCAUUUCUCAGCCAUACUCUAAAUAUGGGUUGCACUGGUGCGACUGUGUUUGUUGCCAUUUGUGUGACUGUACUCUGUCUGGUUCCGGUUAUUCUGGCCAGUUUGCAUUAUCGUCGAAAACUCCGUGAGGCGGAAAAGCGUACGAGGAAACCUUUUGAAGAGCUGUGUGCGGAACUAGCGGAUCUGGAUAUGCCGAUGGAAGCGAUUGUUCUCAACCGACACAUUGGUCAAGGUGCAUUUGGUCUGGUGUUUGGUGGCGAGGCGAAAACAAACGAGACGUGGGAGGCCGUGGCGGUCAAGGUUCUGAACGAAAAGGCUACCUACGAGGGGAAAAUAGAUUUCUUGUCUGAGGCCAAGUUGAUGCGCUCGUUGGAGCAUCGGAAUGUGGUGCGACUGAUCGGGAUAUCGCUGAAACUGAAAGACACACUUUAUCUGAUCAUGGAAUUGAUGUUAUUGGGUGACUUGAAGACAUAUUUACUUUCCAGGCGAAUUUUGGCACAACGCUCACCUGAUCACGAAGACAUUCGACCUUCGACCCUAACCAAAAUGAGCAUUGAUAUUGCUCAGGGCGUUCAGUACCUCCACAGUAAGAACCUUAUUCAUCGUGAUAUCGCCUGUCGCAAUUGUCUCGUCGGAUCGGAUCAUGUGGUCAAACUUGGUGAUUUUGGACUAACUCGGGAGAAGACCACGAACCGGCCAGAUGGUUACUACCGAUUCACACGAAACUAAUAUGCACCCGACAUUGUUCUCAUCUUGGAAGAGGAGGAGAAGACGCAGGUAUUUUCGGAUGAAGUAACCAAAUUUAUCCCGUCCUUUGGCGAAUUACCCAUACGGUGGAUGUCUCCGGAGGCUGUGCAAUACGGUAUGUUCAGUGUACAAUCCGACAUUUGGUCCUACGGGAUAACGGUUUACGAGAUUGUCACCUUUGGAGUGUUCCCCUACAGCGAUAUGGGCGACGUCGAGGUAGUGGAACGAGUCAAACGGAUGGAAUUUGGUAUUUCCGAUUUUUUGCCACCAAGUGCCAGAAACACCGCCGUCUGGAGACUCAUUCGCCUAUGUUGUCAACACCAGUAUGGUGAUCGACCUUCAUCCAUGAAACAGGUGUUGCAAGUGCUCUACGACUAUCCGGAAUGCGUCCGCCCGUUCCUUACCGACGUGCCACCCAAACCCAGUGUUGUGUCAGAACAGUUGUCUGCCGUUGGUGUAAGUUGCUUACCACCGGAUGCGUCAGUUUCCGACUUGCCUGGAAGUGAAAGUUUCCACGAUGUGGGUGCUUGGAAUUCUCGGUGGUUAGCCAAUACCGUUCCAGUACCCUCUAGCCUGUCUCUUGAAUUCGGAGAUGAGUUCGAGCAGGACCAACUUCGUGGUGAAACCGCAUGCAAUCCACUGCAUGACUAUCCCCACCGAGGUCGUCUCGGUCAUUCUUCUCUUCAUAAUUUGGGUACUGCUGAAGAUUUUGGUUUUCCACCGACCAGUACGACUUGUCCGAAUAUCGAACCUGCUGGCGAUGGCGGUGGUGGAACUAACCGUGGACCCUCUCUGUCAUCUGCGUCGUCAUUGCCAUCUCGGCGUGCUGCUUUCUUUUUUCCGUCAUCUUCCGUAAAGUCACCUGACGACGAAGUUUGGAACCCCCUUCUCCACACCCAACAUUUGGAGGAAUUUUCCGACUGUCGCGGACGGACCCAAUCUCACCCGU
Messenger RNA from Opisthorchis viverrini, 3156 nucleotides. RefSeq lists its product as hypothetical. Gene Ontology annotation, cellular component: signaling receptor complex. Gene Ontology annotation, biological process: multicellular organism development; cell surface receptor protein tyrosine kinase signaling pathway; positive regulation of kinase activity. Lineage: Eukaryota; Metazoa; Platyhelminthes; Trematoda; Opisthorchiida; Opisthorchiidae. The record is from RefSeq and is a predicted model, not a curated record. The transcript is spliced from 9 exons. The coding region runs from base 21 to 2189 and encodes 722 amino acids. Gene Ontology annotation, molecular function: transmembrane receptor protein tyrosine kinase activity; ATP binding.